UUCUGUUCAAUAAAACGAACCCUAGCCUACCCAGCGUUUCUUUGUCCUCUCAACUACGCAUGAACCAACCCCGACCCAUGUCAGUUUCCCUCGCUGAUUAGAACUCGUUGUAGACACGCCGAAGGGUCUUUCUUCUUUCUUGGUCUGAUUGCUGGCUUCUCGAUCACUUGUGGAUCGAUCAAUGGAAACGGCAGAAAUGGGUCUUGUGGAAUUGUUCGGCUAUGACAAAGAAUUAAGUUUAAUUCCUCCCCAGUAUUUUCGGAUAAUUGGAGUUGGCAAGAUGAUGAACGCGAGGACAUGACGGAAGAGGAAUACUGCUCCUACAGGGAUCAAGUUUUGAAGACUGAAGGCUUUGAUGUUGACCGCAUUCCUGGCGUCUCUUGUUUUCACCAAAUUCAGCCUUACAACGUGGACAAAAAGACUUGGGAUUACGAAGGAUAUUCGCGGCUUGCAAUCGAGGAAUACAACUUUCGCUUCAAGGAUGCAAAUGCAGGGUUGGAGUUUGUGAAGGUGCUGAAGGCAAUGGGUCAGGCUGCCAACGCAAUGAGGUUUUAUUUAACCCUUGAGGCUAGGGAUCUUGCUGAUGGAGGCAAGACUAAGAUCUAUCAAGCUGUGGUAUUAUCGGGGGUAACUAAGGAUACAGUGUCAUCCUUUAGGCUAAAACCUGCUGAAGAUGAGAAAGGCCUCUUGCCCUCUGAUAAUUUUUUUCACGAUCCACAAACAAUUGAUAUUUUCCAAUCAUUGUCUCCAACCUCUUUGCAGUCAGAUCUUCAAAAACUUUGGGUAGUUAAGGUUGCAGUCAUAGAAAAGAAUGGUUUUGGGAAGAUCAUCUUUGCAAUGGUCUGAUAUGUUGAGUUUGACCAGAAGACUUUUCAGGGGUGUCAAGUUCACGGAGUUUAGAUGGUUGUUAUGCUAAAUGCAAAGACAAUUUUUUAGUGUUUACGUAGUCGUUGGAAUGUUGGUAUAAAUAUUGGUUGCUUGGUUUUGUUUGCAAGACUGGUUUAAUCCUAUGUGGGUAGUUGCAAUGUAUGAAGUAAUUUAAAUCUAUAUUCUAACAUUUCA
This is a messenger RNA of Juglans regia (Persian walnut), 1062 nucleotides long. RefSeq lists its product as uncharacterized. The transcript is spliced from 7 exons. Gene Ontology annotation, molecular function: cysteine-type endopeptidase inhibitor activity. The coding region runs from base 298 to 846 and encodes 182 amino acids. The record is from RefSeq and is a predicted model, not a curated record. NCBI's taxonomy places the organism in Eukaryota, Viridiplantae, Streptophyta, Magnoliopsida, Fagales, Juglandaceae.